Messenger RNA from Stomoxys calcitrans (stable fly), 5670 nucleotides. RefSeq lists its product as uncharacterized. Gene Ontology annotation, molecular function: ATP binding; protein serine/threonine kinase activity; tau-protein kinase activity. The coding region runs from base 955 to 5397 and encodes 1480 amino acids. Lineage: Eukaryota; Metazoa; Arthropoda; Insecta; Diptera; Muscidae. The record is from RefSeq and is a predicted model, not a curated record. The transcript is spliced from 11 exons. Gene Ontology annotation, biological process: intracellular signal transduction; microtubule cytoskeleton organization; protein phosphorylation. Gene Ontology annotation, cellular component: cytoplasm.
UUCGUAUUUUCUUCGGCUUGUUGGAGUAGUUUGGUGUGCCGUGUAAUACAACAAAAAAAUUAAAUAUUUCGUUUAAUAUUUAAUUUUUUGGACUAUAGACAAAGAAAAACAUGUUGAAAACUUUUCAACAAUCCAUUCGGGAUGUAAACAAAGUGAAAAAAACUCAAUGUUCCAAUGUGCGUGAUUCGUCUGUUGUUGUUGUGGCCAGCGCCACAACAACAAAAUUCAUUCAUUCAGACUGAAGGGAUCAAAACCCAAAAAUUCUUUUUUUCCAAUCAACUUCAUUUCAUUUUAUCUCGCAGAAUAUAUAAAGAAACAAUUAUGUAAAACGAAAAAAAUAUUUAACUAUUAUGUGAAUAAUAAAUGUCCAGAUAAUGUGAGAUUUUUUAAUUUUACGAAAAUAUGAACAUAAGACAUAGAUAAUUGGCUAUUAGUGUGAGUGUAUUAAUUAAAAUGUCAGUGCAAUGGAAAAAAAGAAAAAAUCGAUUACAAAAAAAAUUAACAAAACAAUAAAAACAUCCAUUAGCUAGUGUGUGAACAAACAAAUCAAAGUUGGCUUAUUGACAAAAAUACCAAUCUCUGAAGAACAAUGAAAACGAAGAAGUAACAAUCAACCAACAAAACAGAAUGUCGAAUGUCGAAGGCACCCUUGUGGGAACUAAUUGGAGUUUAAGUCGAACCUGAACCUGGUUUAUAAUCUAUAGUGUGUUGAAAUAUUUCUGCAAAGUAAUACUCGAUAAUUGUAAAAGGAAAUGGUAAACUGUAAAAAGUACAUUCCCGAAUGAUGCCAAACUGGAUGUCACAGUUUCGAAACACGAGAAGGUGUUUGGAUUUUUAGAAUGUUGCUGUAAAAUCUGUGACUUGUAUAUUUAUAUGUAUGUCGGAUUAGUACAAAAGUUCAAAACAAAUUUUUACACUAAGUUAUUAACACAAGAUAACUGAAGGAGCUUCAGCAUGACCACGACGCAAAAUUACAAAAUGCCUUCUACGAGCAAAGUUUCCGUUGAUAAGCUUUUAAGAGUGGGCUGCUAUGACUUGGAGAAGACUAUCGGGAAGGGCAAUUUUGCAGUUGUAAAGUUGGCAUCAAAUAUAGUUACAAAAACAAAGGUAGCUAUAAAAAUUAUAGACAAAACGUGCCUAAAUGAAGAAUACCUGGCAAAAACGUAUCGCGAAAUAUCAAUUCUUAAAACACUAAGGCAUCGUCAUAUUACGCGGUUGUAUGAAGUUAUGCAAUCAGAAACUAUGAUAUAUUUAGUUACGGAAUUUGCAUCGAAUGGAGAAAUAUUUGACCACCUUGUAGACAAUGGACGAAUGAAAGAGCCCGAAGCUGCCAGAGUAUUCUCGCAAUUGGUGUCAGCGCUCAAUUAUUGCCAUUGCCGGGGUGUUGUUCAUCGGGAUCUUAAGGCGGAAAACGUGCUAUUAGAUAAAGAUAUGAACAUAAAAUUGGCUGAUUUUGGCUUUAGCAACCGGUAUGAAGAUGGUAGUCCACUCACAACGUGGUGUGGAUCGCCACCGUAUGCCGCACCUGAAGUAUUUCAAGGAUUAGAAUACGACGGUCCCAAGGCAGAUAUAUGGAGUUUGGGUGUAGUAUUAUAUGCGUUAGUAUGUGGUGCCUUGCCGUUUGACGGAAAAACUCUUUUGGAAUUGAAAAGUCGUGUGGUUACCGGAAAGUUUCGUAUUCCAUAUUUUAUGUCGCAAGAAUGCGAGCAUCUCAUACGUAAUAUGUUGGUAGUGGAACCCGAAAGACGCUACAGCAUCAAGCAAGUGAUGAAGCAUCGCUGGGUUAGCGAAUGGAUAGCAGAAGCUGAAAGGGGAUCAUGUCAAACGACAAACAUCGCUUCAGAGGCAUCAUUGGAAAAUCAACCUACUGCAGUACCAAAUUUAGAUUCAGUCGUCGUUUCGCAUAUGCUGCAGUUAUCCGGACUAACGGCAGACAAAAUAGCUCAAUCAGUGCAUGAAAACCGGUUUGAUAAUAUAUAUGCAAUUUACUAUUUACUGUAUGAUAAACUUCAGCAAAAACGUAGGGAAACUCAGAGAAUUCAACAUCAUGCGAAUAGGGCUAGGUCUCGUACGAGUAUAACCACGGGCAUUGUAGAUCGUUCUGAGCCAUUACAAGCUGAUUCAAUAGAUCGUUUAAGCCCACUGGUCAACACCAAUUCUGCCCAAACGGGAGCAGAGUACCAAUGGACUGACAUAUAUGUUGAAUUGGAGAAGUUUAGUAGCGACAUAGAAUUGGAAUGUUUACAAGGACAAAAUGAGACCAACAAUCAAAAUCAGUUCUAUACUAAUGCUGUAUCAAAUCAAGGAAACGGAAAUGGUAACACAAGAAGGCAUACAGUCGGACCUGGCGACGUUGCCCAUGAGCAAGCACUCCAAGAUCCAAACGUUGUGGCUUUGAAUUUCAAAUAUGAACCAUUAAAAAGCCAAGCGAAUGCAUAUCCAUAUCCUCCAAUCAAUCUACCAAUGUUACAAAAUCAACCAUUACAUUGUCUCACUAUAAAAGAUCAGCAUUUGUUGAAACCUCCUCUCGUAAUGGGUGCAACCGGUUCCUUCAACCGCCGAGCUUCAGACGGAGGAGCUAACUUACCCUACUCUUUUACUACGGUACAACAAUCGUCAUCAAUGGAAAAUCACAAUAAAGCAAACGAUGCAUUUGGCAUAAGUCCCACAGCAACAGUAAACAGUGAAUUAAUUACCGCCAGUGUAAAUAUGCGUAUUUCUUCGGAUAACACCAAAUCUAAUAUUAACCAAGAAGAAGCACCGGAAGAAAUUCAGAGAUACAUGCAAAUGCGAGGUAAACGCCAUACUGUGGGUUGUACGGAAGAUCUUUCCAUUGGCCACCAUUCCACAGAGCAGGCUGGCAAUAAUACAAAACCUCAAAUUUCGGUGGGUAUUUCCAACACCCAAGGUGUUAAUACUGGUAUGCGCACAAGACGCACGGGCCUCUUGACAGUUACCGAAAGACCUCCAGUAAUAAGUCCUGAACUGAUUCGCGAGGUCGAGACCCGCAUGAAUCGAAAUUAUUUACCACCAGCCCUUAAAAUGCAAAACAAUUAUUCGGCUGGUUUCAGUCUGUCACCUCCUAACGUUGCGAGUACUUCCUAUAGUAACCCCAACAAUAAUUCUAACUACUCAGUCGUUGGAGCAUCGCCACACGGCAGUACAUCAGCAAUCACUUUAAGUUCUGCUGCAGCUGCUAAUUCUGCCGCUGCUUCAUAUAAUAGUCGACGUUUUUACGGUAAAUCUAGUAAAUUACCCCCCGUACAAGAAGUUGGUCGUUACAGUCCAGUGCGUCGUGCUUCUGAGGGUUCUAAGGCGCAAUUUCAAGGUCCUCUGCAAGAAUGUCAGUACCUGCAAAAAGGUAUCGCUCAACGUAAUUUUUUAGUUGCUCCCAGUCCACCUCUUUUGGAGAACUCAAUCAGUUUACCAGGUUCCCCUAUACAUGGAAAAGCAUCUGGUUGUAGCGCUAUUAGGCGCACUACAGCUCUCACGUCUUCAGCUGUUCACGACAUAGAAAUACCAGCAGAAGCUCUGACAUCUGUUGUGCCCAUAUUAGAUCAAUUAGUGAAAGAACAACGCAUUAGCGUCGAAUUGGCUAACAAAAUUAUAUCCACGAGGCAAGUACACAUGGAUAUGGCGAUGCAGUUGGGUUUGGCAGCACAUGGGGGGCAUGCGGAUAGUUUUGGAUUACACAUGCAACAGCAAAAUUCACACUCGUUAUCUACUUCUACAAAUAGCGCUAAUGCCCAAUUGGGUGAAAUAUUAAACGAGAAUGAGUUAGUGAUGGCCACUAGCAGCCCGUUACUUCAACAAAAAGGUGCUUCGCAGUUUUAUCAUACUCCAGGAAUAAAUCAUGGCAACAUUGUAGGAACAUUACAUUCUAAGUCAACGUUAGCUUCCAGUUAUGCGCCACAGUUUCAGAUUAGCAUGAAAAAUACUGGUUGUCACUCUGGUGGAAGUUCUGGUUGUCAGUCUCCGGUUUACAAUAGCUAUAGCGGUUCUUCUUCACCCAAUGCUUGUUUGGCUGGAGGGGCAGUAUUUUGCGGAGGAAGUAAUGGCGGCGGCGGUUCAUCUCCCUUGCACCAAAUAACAAAGGGCAUUUCAUACCUAACAACUGGAGGUGGUGGUUCCAUUACAAGGGGUACAUCAGCAGCAUGCGAAAUAGCUGCUACUAUUCAACCUUUAGAUUUAUCUAUGGACAUAUCAACUCCCGAAGACCCGGAAACACCUAUCGGAUCAUUGACGUGUCAAAACUGGUUCUUGCCUCCUUCGUCGUACUACGAUUUAAAACCGCUGAAUUUAUCGCCGGCGCAACCUGUAAGGGUAGUAACAACACCACCAACGUCGCCAAAUCUCUGCAUAAUACAGGAAGAAAACCCUCCAGUCCAGAUGACACAUACAAUAAGUACGGGGACACCAUACAGCGGUUGCACAGGCGGAAUUACACCAACACCUUCAUUGGGAAUUCUACCACCCAGUGAAGAUUUAACGUCACCAGGUCAACAGCCCUCACAUCCUCAGAUUUGUCUGACCGAUGUUCAGGGUAGCGAAAUAACAUUGGUAGCACAGUCUUCUGAGACAGUUCUGAAUCCUGACAGUGAUUGCGAUUCAGUGGAACAACAUGUUAUCCCAUUGAUGUCUCUUCAGGGGUUAAUGAUUACUGAACCAGCAAAUGACCAACCAUCAAUAACACGAGGAAUCUCUGGUAAAAAUCCAAGCUUAGAAACCGAACCUAGUUUUGGGAGUACUGCAGUGCCACACACGGGUUCAAUGGAAUGCACUGACAGAAGAGGCAGUGACAAAUCUUUGGGCUUCUCCGAUGAUUCGCUGAGUAAUGACUCCAACAACUUAUCGCCCAGCCAAGAACCAUCUGCCUCAUCCGGCUUCAAAUCGGAUUCACAUUCUGAAGUUGGAGACCACACUGAAGGACAUCUAACACCUGAUUCGAUGUGUGAAUCACGUCGAAUGUCCGAAGAAAUGUACUACGAGUUAACUUUACCCUACGAAUGCUCCAAUUUGAACCCCACACGAAUACUUGAAAUGGUUAAACAAACAAUCGAUUCUACAAUGCCACCAAAGGGCUUUGUAUUACACACCGCAGAUAAUUCUUCUUCAAUGCCAAUUUCGUCUACUUCUGCUUCAAACUGGACGCAAUCCGGAUUAGAGUCGUCCAGCCUAAAUUCUAUGGAUCUCUCUACUCCAUAUAAUGCCGCUAAUUUAAGUCUAGAGUACUCUGGUGGUUUACAAAUCGAGGUUCAAGUCUGUGAAGGUCGCACCGGUAGUCAAAGCUUAAGCAAAGGAAUUAAAUUGAGACGAAUUUCUGGCGACCAAUUUGAGUAUGGAAAAUUGUGUCAACAACUAAUAAACCAACUUAGCAUGCAACAAGUAGCGGGAUAAAUGAAAUGCAUAUCAAUUGCGGCCUCUGAGAGCAACUGUUGGAACAUGUCACUCAUUAAAUAAAGUGGCAAUAACAGCAAAUCAAUUAAAAAAAACAUGCCAUUAAUAUCAUGCUUAAGCGGUUAUAUAUUUUAUGAUAUGGAACUGGGACAUUCGACAGUUUAUCUCUCUUUGGUUUAGCAUGUAAUCCAGGAGUAAUUUAAUGCCCAGCUUAGCAUUUGCAUUUCUUCGAAUAAAGUGCAAUAAAGUUUUCAUGUAAACAUAAUGUUUUUA